CACCCAUCUUAUUUCCACACAGAGCAGCACUGAAACAGAGCUCUCUCUCUCUCUCUCUCUCUCUCUCUCUCUCUCUUAAUGGUUUGGCCUUAAACCACCAUUAAAAAUAAAAAUAAAAAUAAAUGGCAGUUUCUUUCAACUCCGCAGUGGGUUUCAGUUCUACGUUGAGAGCCGAGUACCAGAAUUUGUCAAAAUCUUCAGCUGGAGCUUCAAUUCCAAAGGUCAGCCAAGUCAGGCCCUUCUUGGGAGCAACUGGGACAAGAAAACUUGCAAAAGACAAAAGAUGGAGUUUUUGUCUUUCAGUUGCAGAUAGUGAUAGGCUUACCACAGAAACCAGUGACAAGAGCUCUGGAAAUGCUGAAAUACCCCUUUCAGCUGAAAAUAGUCGGGUCCAAAUUAGUGCCCCUCAUGAGUCAGGACCUCAAACCACAGAGGCUUCUAAUGGCUCAGUGGUUUCUUCUGACCAGGAAGAAAAAACUUCAUCUCCUAACAAUGAAUCCAAACCAAAAAAAUCUCCAUUAACAGCGAGGGAGAAACUAAGAGCAGCUCGGGUUCUCAGUCGUUAUACCGAGUCCAAGCCUUCUAAAUCAGAUAUGGGAAGCAAAGUAUUAGAUGCUCUGAGAGAAAGUGAUCGUGGGAAGAAAAAGGGACUUCCGGAAGCACCUGGGAAUAUGUUUGAUGACAGUAAGCGAGGACUGCCAAAGCAAGGCUUCACUUUUGAGUUCCCAGGGGGUGCUGAUUUGUUUUUCAUCGUCUUCUCAUUUGUCUUUAUCAGUACAGUGAUGUUUGCUACAACAUACCUUGUGUGGAAAGUUGGUGCCAUCCAUUUUAAUGAAUACUAACAUGAACUGCAGUGCUGUUUUCGCAGUUUUGGACGACCCACUUUCUAAAUGUAUCCAUGUAAUAUUAUUUAUAAUAUCAAUUAUCUACAUUUUUGGAUACUUCAA
Ziziphus jujuba (common jujube) is the source of this 947-nucleotide messenger RNA. RefSeq lists its product as uncharacterized. The transcript has 2 exons. Bases 123 to 842 code for a protein of 239 amino acids. NCBI's taxonomy places the organism in Eukaryota, Viridiplantae, Streptophyta, Magnoliopsida, Rosales, Rhamnaceae. Gene Ontology annotation, cellular component: chloroplast thylakoid membrane. The record is from RefSeq and is a predicted model, not a curated record.